Molecule: messenger RNA, 3534 nt
Organism: Arvicanthis niloticus (Nile rat)
Lineage: Eukaryota; Metazoa; Chordata; Mammalia; Rodentia; Muridae
Gene: Arl13b
Product: ARF like GTPase 13B
Biological process (GO): receptor localization to non-motile cilium; non-motile cilium assembly
Cellular component (GO): ciliary membrane; non-motile cilium; motile cilium
Molecular function (GO): GTPase activity; GTP binding
Source: RefSeq, a predicted model, not a curated record
GGGUCUUCCGAGCUUCGGAACGUCAGCACGUCGACGCGGGGGUUUUCUCUGGAGUCCCACCAACGCCGCUCCGGUGUUCCUGAGCCUGGGUUCGGGCUGUCCCGGGGCGGCGGGCGGACGCGGUUAGGGACCGGACCCAGCGAUCCGUCCCGGUCGCCGCCCUCCCGGCCUGCCCUCUGUCCAGUCCACCUUAGGGGAGCCUGAGGACUUGGGGGCCCCUGAGCCGGGCCGGGGAGCUCGGGGCCCAUCCCCUCCCGAGGCUCGGAUGGGAGGUGGCGGGAGGAGAGACCUGGGAUGUUCAAUCUGAUGGCCAACUGCUGCAACUUGUUCAAGCGGUGGCGGGAGCCUGUCAGAAAGGUGACACUGGUGAUGGUCGGACUUGAUAAUGCUGGUAAAACAGCCACAGCAAAGGGAAUCCAAGGAGAGCAUCCUGAAGACGUAGCUCCUACUGUUGGAUUUUCUAAAAUUGAUCUGAGACAAGGAAAGUUCGAAGUCACUAUCUUUGACUUAGGAGGUGGAAAAAGAAUUCGGGGAAUUUGGAAGAAUUAUUAUGCUGAAUCCUAUGGAGUAAUAUUUGUUGUGGAUUCCAGUGAUGAGGAGAGAAUGGAAGAAACAAAGGAGACAAUGUCUGAAGUACUAAGACACCCGAGGAUAUCAGGGAAGCCUAUUCUGGUGUUGGCAAAUAAACAAGACAAGGAGGGGGCUUUAGGAGAAGCUGAUGUGAUUGAGUGUCUCUCUCUGGAAAAGCUGGUCAAUGAGCACAAGUGCCUGUGUCAGAUAGAACCUUGUUCAGCAGUCUUGGGAUAUGGAAAGAAAAUUGACAAGUCUAUUAAAAAGGGGCUUUAUUGGCUACUGCAUAUCAUUGCAAAAGACUUUGAUGCCUUAAGUGAACGCAUCCAGAAAGACACAACUGAACAGCGAGCUCUCGAGGAACAAGAGAAACGAGAGCGGGCUGAACGAGUCCGGAAGUUACGGGAAGAGAGAGAACGAGAGCAGACAGAACUUGAUGGGACCAGUGGUCUGGCUGAGAUGGACUCAGGACCAGUUCUUACGAAUCCUUUCCAACCCAUAGCAGCUGUAAUCAUUGAGAAUGAAAAGAAGCAAGAAAAAGAGAAAAAGAAGCAGACCACGGAGAAGGACAGUGAUGUCAGCCCCACAGAACAUAAGGUGGAGCCCGAGCAAGCCGAGUCGCAGAGUGAAGCAGGUGUCUGCCUCCAAAACCCUGACGGGGGCGUGGUGAACAGCGACAAGGAGGCACUGUCCCAGCAGCUGGACAAUGAGGAUGAGCAUGACCAGCGAGCAUCAGAGUCAGGGGAUAACAGUAAGAAGAAAACCAAGAAACUAAGAAUGAAAAGGAGUCACCGGGUAGAACCAGUCAAUACAGAUGAGUCUGCUCCUAAGAGUCCCACGCCGCCCCCACCUCCCCCUCCUGUUGGCUGGGGAACCCCCAAAGUCACUAGACUUCCAAAACUUGAGCCUCUUGGUGAAACACGUCAUAAUGAUUUCUAUGGGAAGCCGCUGCCUCCCCUGGCUGUGCGACAGAGACCUAAUGGUGAUGCUCAGGAUGUGACCUUAUAACCAAAUUGUACGGGUUGGUGUUUCUAAUAUCAGCAAGAUGAGCUGAGACCUUUCCCCAAAGCAGAAAAGCCCUGAAUGCCGAUGACUGGGGCAUGACAACCAUAAUGAUUUCAGGGAGGGAAGAAUAUCCAAGAACUCGACCUGAUGAUUUACUUCUCCAUGUUCUGUGUUUAAAGCAGAAAGGAAACAAAAUGACCAGUAGCUGACAAGAGCAUCUGGCCAACUUAGCAAGUCAUGGUAUUGAUUCUUUGGUUUACACAUCCCAACUUUUGGACAUACUCCUGAAGAAAAAACCUCAGAAGUUGAGCCAAUGGACUCUACAUACCUGAUUAUUUAAUAAUCUGUAUUUCUAUGCAUUAAACAUGUUUUAUAAUAUACAUGUACAUGAAAGGGGAAUUCCUGGGAAUUUAUAACCUAAAUUUUAACUAUUUUUAUAUUUUUUCUAAACCAUUUGUUUAAGUUUGCUAUUGUAUUGACUGUGCACUUUCUACAAAUGCUCCGUUUAAACUAUCUGGAUAGAAAGUUGAUUUCCUGAACACAUGAGGUGUACAAGCAGGUAUGCUUUGUGAAACAUUGUUUCUAAAAUUUACACUCUAUCUUGAUGUAAUUUUAAAAUAGUCACUAUUUUAAAAAGCAAAUUCUCAGAUCUUUAAUCUAUCAAAUUACAUGAUUGCAAAGUUGUACACAAGGAGAGAAUUCAGUUCUGUUGUCACUGUUUGUUUUCCUUGGUGUUGAUCUCAAUAAAUGUUAAGACAUGUGAGAUGCCUUUAAGAAAACAACUAAAUUUGUUAAAUUAAUAAAAAUGUAUCCCGUGAGAUAUGAUUUAAAGUCCUGAUAGAGCCCCCAAGGGGCCAGACAUUUUCUGAGCUCAGGGGCCCUUUACAUGUUGUCUGUUAGUGGCUUCAUUCACUGCUUUGGGUGGUUUUUCUUUGUUCAUGCUGUGAAAUUAAAGGUAAAAGACUGUAAAGGCUCCUGCAGGUCUAGAGACCUCAGGUUUCCAGCCAGCACAGCCACACAUAUGAAAAUAUUGACUCAAGUCCUUUCAUAAAGCACAAGUUUUAACAUGACUUAAUUUUCGAUGACAACACUUGUUCUGCUCUUGAGUGCCAGUAAGGCUCUCUGUCCAUCUGUUCUUUACCAAAACGUGUAGAGAUAGUUUAAAAAUGGAUUUAUAAUGUAAUAUUCAAUCGGAGGCAUGCCUUUCAGUCAAGGUGAACAUAACAAAGAUCAAGUCCCUUAUAACCAUGUUAAGAUUGGUACCAUAUACCGGCAGUGGACAUACACUGGAUGCUGAAUGUAAGUCCACCUAAGGUAGAUUGAUCUGAUCAUUUGCCUUUUAAAUGUUUAUAAUAUAUUGUGUUCACACUUUAGCAACCUGGACCCGGAUCAAUCAGGUCACAUAAUGCUAGUCAGCACUGGUAGAGUUUCUGUGGGCUUGUGCAUGAUACGUACCUCGCACACUGAGGGGGGAAAAAGGUUCAAUUUCUAUGCAAAACCCAUAUGCAGAAUUAGCAGGUGUCUUAGAUAAGAGAAUCACAAGACAGGAUGUAAAUUAACUGGAUUUUAGAGGAAAAAGUGCUCACCUUCUUGGUUUAUUUUGUAAUAUUUAAAUUCCCUUUUAAAACUAAACUGAAAUUUUUGCUAUCUUUUCAUCUGGUUUGAAGAUAUUCUUGCUUCCUAUCAAGUUUACUCUAAAGUACAAUAAUUACCGACUCUAUUUCAUAAAAACAGUUUUGAAAUUGAAUGUAACAUAAACCGGAAUCGAUGUUUUCUAUGGCACUCUCAAAAAAUUAAUAUGUUUUCUUAAAGCUGUAUAAAAAAAUUCUUUUAAAACUGUUUUGUAAAUCCUGUCAGAUUUUAAUAUUUCAUUGCUUAUUUUGUUAUAUUACACAUUUUCAUUCUUAUCCAUCAUGAAUUAUAACAUUUCACACAAUAAAAAAAUUAUUUAUAACCAUA